Messenger RNA from Vittaforma corneae ATCC 50505, 510 nucleotides. RefSeq lists its product as uncharacterized. NCBI's taxonomy places the organism in Eukaryota, Fungi, Microsporidia, Nosematidae. The transcript has a single exon. The record is from RefSeq and is a predicted model, not a curated record.
UUGUUAUUACUUACUUUAUUAGCUACUUACUUACCCUCUUAUCACUUCCUUACCUUAUUAUUAUUCAUAUUACCUACAUUACCUUACUAUCUCUCUUAUUACUCACAUUACCUUAUUAUCUCUCUUAUUACUCUUAUUACCUACAUUACCUUAUUAUCACUUCCUUACCUUAUUAUCACUUCCUUACCUUGUUAUCACUUCCUUACCCUAUUAUUACUCUUAUUACCUUAUUAUUAUUCAUAUUACUUUCUUACCUUGUUAUUAUUCAUAUCUCUCUUAUUACCUUCUUAUUACUCAUAUCACCUAUAUUACCUUCUUCCUACUCAUAUUUCUCUCUUCCUUAUUAUUCCUACUCAUAUCACUUCCUCUGUUAUCACUCACUUUACCCUCUUAUUACUUUCCUUACUAUUCCCUUAUUAUCUCUCUUACCUUAUCUUCCCUACUUAUCUAUUAUACUUACUUAGUUAUACUCGUCUUAUUACUUAUUAUUACUUACUUAUUACUUAUUAG